Molecule: messenger RNA, 2236 nt
Organism: Phragmites australis (common reed)
Lineage: Eukaryota; Viridiplantae; Streptophyta; Magnoliopsida; Poales; Poaceae
Product: zinc-finger homeodomain protein 4-like
Exons: 2
Coding region: 820-1857 (345 amino acids)
Biological process (GO): regulation of DNA-templated transcription; regulation of developmental process
Cellular component (GO): nucleus
Molecular function (GO): transcription cis-regulatory region binding; DNA-binding transcription factor activity
Source: RefSeq, a predicted model, not a curated record
CCUCGCUCACUCUCUCACCCUCCAUCUCUCUCUGAAGUAAGCCUGGUUUCCUGAUAGUGGAAGCAAAGAAAGCACCAGACACUACUAUUUCUUUUGGUUAUUACACCACAGGCAAAGCGCUAAACAAUCCUACUACAACACACACAAACUCUCAAUCUCUCUCUCUCGUCCCAUCCUUGCUCUAGCUCUGCCUUCUCCCUCCCCUUUCCCCUUCUCUCUCUUCCUCUCGCCUCUAAGCCUCCUCCAUAAGUGCCCCCCCCCCCCUCAUCUUUCUCUCUCUUGUUUUCUUUUGUCGCCACAUUGCAGUAUGCCCUAGCCCCAUAGCCCUAGUCACCUCACUGAGAUGGUGGAAGCUGCAAAGGCUGGAAGCCUUGCCCCCCUUCUUCUUUGUCCUCUUGAUUGCAGUCCAGGAGAGAAAAAGCUCUUGUGGUCUCUAAGACUCACAUAAACACUGCAAUAAACUUAAACACGAAACAUCUGCAGCAGCAUGAGAGCUCCUCCUCCUCCUUAGCUUCUAGUCCUUGUUACUGUGUGUGUUUGGUUCAAGGGGAGGAGAGAGGAAGAGAGGUAUGUUCCGUACCUAGCAAGGCGAGAGAGAGGGGGGUUCAAAGGCUGGUCCAGCCCAUACAUUUAGUGGACAAAGAAAAUACUACAGUAGUGUGGAAGUAGUAGACUAGUAGCCAGUAAAAACCAGCACAAAGUAACCCUGCUGCCUGUCGGCAAGAACAGCUUCACUGUUCAUCCUUGCUUCCAUCCUUCUACUGCCUAAGAAGAACAGAAGCAUCGCCAGCAGCUGCAGCAGCAAGAAGCAUCUUCUCUAUGGAGAGGCGCCGCCGAGAAGAGGACGGAGGAGGCAUGGGUCUUUCUGGCACGCAAGGCGAGCUCCCGAUCCCAAUGCACGCCAACGUCGCCUCGCUCUACGUCGGCGUCGGCGGUGGGGCCAGUGGCGGCCAUGUCCUGCAGCUGCACCAUGAUCACCAUGGAAGCAACAAUGGGCAGUCGUCUCCUGCGCUGCCGUCGCCGCCUGCCGCCGAGGAGGAGGGCUCCGGGAAGAAGCAAGCCGCGGUGGCCGGGGCUGGCAUUGGCGGGGGCGGCGGGAACUCGGCGGUGAAGUACCGGGAGUGCCUCAAGAACCACGCGGCGGCCAUCGGCGGUAACGCCACCGACGGGUGCGGCGAGUUCAUGCCGAGCGGCGAGGAGGGCUCGCUGGAGGCGCUCAAGUGCUCUGCCUGCGGCUGCCACCGCAACUUCCACCGCAAGGAGGUCGACGACGACUUUGACGUAGGCCACGGCUGCGCCGCGCGCCGCCUACUCGCCUCCGCCAUGCCGCACCACAAGAACGGCGGUGGCGGCGGCGGCGGCGGGCUCCUGGUCACCGCCGAGCCCUACGGCGCCUACGCCGCGGCGCGCUCAUUCCCUCCGCCGCCGCUGGGGCACCCGCACCACCACCAGUACGUCAUGCCGCUGAGCAUGAUGCACACCUCCGAGUCGGACGAGAUGGACGGCGUUGGCGGCGGCGACGCCACGGCCGCCGCACGCGGCGGGGGCUCCUCGUCCAAGAAGCGGUUCCGCACCAAGUUCACCGCGGAGCAGAAGGCGCGCAUGCUGGACUUCGCGGAGCGCAUCGGGUGGCGCCUCCAGAAGCUCGACGAUGGCAUGGUGCAGGCCUUCUGCCAGGAGAUUGGCGUGAAGCGCCGCGUGCUCAAGGUGUGGAUGCACAACAACAAGCACAACCUCGCCACGAAGCUCCUCGAGGCCUCGCCGCAGGCGGUGCCAGCAAUGCUCACGCCGCCGUCGCAGCCCGGGCCAUCCUGCCACCAUGGGCCCAGCUCCCCGCCGCCGCUCAAGCUCGAGUGACCGCCUUCCGUUUCCAGCCUGACAAAGAAGAUGGACAUGGUUGUUCUUGAUCCCGUUAGCCUAGCAAAUUAAACCAACCGCAUCGCCAUUUCACUGUUUCAUUCCAUCCAUCGAUCAUCGAAGCAGACAAGAGAACUGAAACAAAAAAGAACAAGCCAAGGUUAUUAUCGUCUUUGUUUUUUUCCUUCUUUUGCUGUUUAUUGUUGUCAUAAGCUAGGGGAGCAAGCAUGAGCUGGGGAGGACAUGCAGUGAACUGAACUGGAUUCAAUUUCCUGAUUUCUAAAAAGAAACUUUCUUAGAAUCCAUUUUCUUUUUUAUUUUCUUGGUUGGUGUCUCGGACUUAAGCCUAGCAAUGCAACUGAACUGAGCAUCUGAGCUA